UAACUUCGAGUAUAUAAUGGCCGUACAAACCACUUCUCGGGCCUUGACAGAGACAUAGUCGUUAUCACACAAUACGACUUUUUUUUGGUUUUCUUCUGUUGAAGACCAUUCUCUGCAGCGGGACAACGUCGGGCAGGGACCCCCAGCUUGAGCACCACCGGGUCACUACAGUCUAUAUAUACUCGAUUGCUCCAUAUAUAAUUAUAUAAUAAACACACACACAAAUGGCGGGAAGAAUCUAUCCCAAACUCAAGGAGUCCCUCGAGAACUCCAAGGUCGAGUAUCGGCGGCUGGGCAACAGCGGCCUCCGCGUCUCGGUGCCCAUCUUUGGCUGCAUGAGCUUCGGCGACCCCAGGACUCUGGACUGGGCCAUCGGCGAGGAGGAGGCGCUCCCGCUGCUCAAGGCCGCCUACGACCGCGGCCUUAACACCUGGGACACGGCCAACGUGUACUCCAACGGCGCGUCCGAGAUCAUCGUCGGCAAGGCGCUCAAGCGCUACAACAUCCCCCGCGAGAAGGUCGUCAUCAUGACCAAGUGCUGCUUCGCCGUCGGCGAGGAGCCCGAGCUGCGGGCCUUCUUCGUCCAAAAGGAACUCGCCGAGUCCAAGGACUACGUCAACCAAUUUGGCCUGUCCCGCGCCGCCAUCUUCAACCAGGUCGAGGCUUCGCUCAAGCGGCUCGACACGCCCUACAUCGACCUGCUCCAGAUCCACCGCUUCGACCCCAACACGCCCAUCGAGGAGACCAUGAAGGCCCUGCACGACCUCGUCCAGUCGGGCAAGGUCCGCUACAUUGGCGCCAGCAGCAUGUGGGCCACCCAGUUCGCCCGCAUGCAGUUCUGCGCCGAGCGCAACGGCUGGACCAAGUUCAUCAGCAUGCAGAACCAAUACAACCUGCUCUACCGCGAGGAGGAGCGCGAGAUGAACCGCUUCUGCAACGACACGGGCGUCGGCCUGAUCCCCUGGGCUCCCCUCUGCAGGGGGCACCUGGCCCGCCGCCCGGAGCAGUACGGCACCACCCCCCGGAGCAAGGGCGAGAAGGAGAACGUCCCGGGCGCCCACGGCACCGUCGAGCCCGACUUGACCAUCAUCAAGCGCGUCAUCGAGGUUGCGGAUAAGCACGGGUGGCCGAUGUCCCAUGUUGCUCUGGCUUGGAUAAACAAGCGCGUCACCAGCCCCAUCAUCGGCUUCAGCAAGCUCGAGAGGCUAGAGGAGGCCAUCGCGGCGAGAGGGAAGGUACUGACGGAGGAAGAGGAGAAGUACCUCGAGGAGCUCUAUCAGCCCAAGCCGAUCAACGGCCAUUCGUAA
Molecule: messenger RNA, 1307 nt
Organism: Thermothelomyces thermophilus ATCC 42464
Lineage: Eukaryota; Fungi; Ascomycota; Sordariomycetes; Sordariales; Chaetomiaceae
Product: Aldo/keto reductase-like protein
Exons: 2
Coding region: 225-1307 (360 amino acids)
Source: RefSeq, a predicted model, not a curated record